CGCCACCAACGAGCUCACUCUUUUGCUCCACCACCAGCAACUCGAAGCCACCAGCGCAAGCACAGCAGCAGCAGUACCAUGCAGCACGACGAAGUCAUUUGGGGUGUGAUCAACAACCAGUUCUGUUCGUUUAAGAGCAAGCUGCGCGAAGGCUCUGCGUUUUGCCGCAACGAAUACAACGUCACGGGUCUUUGCAACCGACAAUCGUGUCCUUUGGCUAACAGUCGGUAUGCCACCAUCCGCGAACACAACGGCGUAUGCUUCUUAUACAUGAAGACCAUCGAACGCGCACAUUCGCCUAAAAACCUGUGGGAAAAGAUCAAAUUGUCCAAGAAUUACACGAAAUCGCUGGCCCAACUGGACGAACAUUUGCAAUAUUGGCCCAAGAAGCUGCUCCAUCGCAACAAACAGCGCUUGACCAAGAUCCAUCAGUACCUCAUGCGCAUGCGGAAACUUCGCAUGAAGACCAAGCCCAACUUGGUGGUCAUUUCCAAGAAGAUCGAGCGCCGCGAGUCGCGUCGGGAAGAAAAGGCCAAGGUCGCCGCCAAGCUCGAAACGUCCAUCGAAAAGGAAUUACUCGAACGGUUGCAAAAGGGCACGUACGGCGACAUUUACAACUUUCCUGAGCGCGAAUUCACCAAGCUGUUGGACGAACACGAGGAAAUCGAGAGCGAGCAAAGCGAAGACGAAGAGGUCGAAGAAGAGGUCGAAUACGUCGAGGACUUUGAAGAUGAGAGCGACAUGGAGGACUACGAGCAACAAGGGUCGGAUAGUGACAAUGACGACGAUGACGAAAGCAGCAGUGAUGAAGACCAACCCAAGCGCAAAAAACCCAAACGACAGCCGACCCAAAAGGGUCCGUACGUCGAGAUCGAGUACGAACACGAACAGGAAUCCGCCACGUCAUAAGCUUAAUAAGAAUGUAUGUACAUCAACC
This is a messenger RNA of Aphanomyces astaci, 937 nucleotides long. RefSeq lists its product as hypothetical. The record is from RefSeq and is a predicted model, not a curated record. Gene Ontology annotation, biological process: maturation of LSU-rRNA; maturation of 5.8S rRNA. The coding region runs from base 79 to 909 and encodes 276 amino acids. The transcript has 6 exons. NCBI's taxonomy places the organism in Eukaryota, Oomycota, Saprolegniomycetes, Saprolegniales, Verrucalvaceae. Gene Ontology annotation, cellular component: preribosome, large subunit precursor; nucleolus.